GGCAAGCGCGCACCACCACUCGCCACGGAUCAAGACCAGACGCCGGCCGGCCAAGCUUGCUCGGAUAUAAGCUAGCUAGAUUCCGUGAGAUAUGCGGGGCGCGGCCGGACUGCCGCUGCCGCUGCUGGCAGUGGUGGUGGUGGUGGCGCUUCUGCAUGCGGCACGCGGGGCUGGAGCGGCGGUCGGCGGAGGAUGCGAUCGGAGAUGCGGGGGCAUGGAGCUGCCGUACCCGUUCGGCUUCUCCAGCGGCUGCACGAUACGGCUCGGAUGCGACGCCGGCGUCAACGGCGUCGGCGCCGCGUGGCUCGGGCGCGCGUUCGAGCUGGGACUGCUCGUGCGCAACGUCACGAAGCGCUCGAUCAUCGUCGACCUGCAACCCGACUGCUCCCGCCGUUUCAAUACGUCCGUCGCGGCGCUCUUCUCGGACAGCUACGCUCCCUCCUCCGGGAACAGCCUCAUCGUUAGCUCGUGCGACGACCGUGCCAAUAUCAACAACUGCAGCAUCACCCCUGUCAGCUUCAUGAACAGAACCUCGUCUCACUGCAGCGCCAACGAAUCCAUCAGAUGCAUCCAGCCCCCCUUGCGUUCUAACAUUACAAGCGGCUACCAUUUUCUGAAUAGAAGCGAGCUGCUCCGCUCGGACUGCACCGGGCUGGUGUCGUCGAUAAGCUACAGCGAUGCAAUGGGGCCAGCAAUGCUGCUGGGCGUGCUGGAGCUCGAUUGGUGGGUGCCGGGGCGGUGCCGCUGCUCACCCGGAGCAAAUUGCACCCAGUUCACCGCGCCGACCACGGGUCAGGAGGCGUUCCGGUGCGAAUGCCAGGAUGGGCUCGAGGGCGACGGCUUCAUCUACGGCACGGGUUGCCGGUUGACAGGCACAGCGUCCAGCCGCCAACAACGAGUGCCGUUCGGGGUCUUCACCGCGGUUACCGCCAUCGCCGUGGUGCUACUUGUUCUCAGCAUAUCGGCUUGCCUCAUCUUCCGCCGCGGCCCAAGGCGAAAUACCAUGACGAAAACCAAACAACCGCUGAAAGCGGUGGCUGCACUCUUCCGCGGCGAACUCGUGGACGACGAGCUCGACCAAGGAGCUGCCGGACCCCGGCGAUUUUCAUACGACGACCUCGCUGCUGCAACUGGUAACCUCCCGUUCUCCGACGACAGGGCGCUCGGAAGGGGAUGCUUUGGGUCAGUUUACCAAGGGUUCCUGAGCGACAUGAACCGCGAAGUGGCCAUCAAGAGGGUGUCCGAGACCUCUCGACAAGGAUGGAAGGAGUUCGUCUCUGAGGUGAGCAUCAUUAGCCGGCUGAGGCACCGGAACGCGCUCGUCAGCUCCUUGCCCGUCAGCGAGCAGAUGUGGGCUGGGGAGUGCCCGUCGACGAACGCGUUCUUCUUGCUAAGCCGACCUCGACGGUUGCCGCUCCACGUUCCCCGCGGCGGCCACGGACGCUGCCGGAGCUGAAAGCGACGGCCGCGAACAACAGCAACUGUAUGCGCACGUGGCAAUCCAGAACGCCCAUCAGCCCAUGGGGACGCGACGAUCGUAGUCACAUGUGUUUUGCACCAUCUCCGGCCGCGAUCCACCGUGAUGACGCACCGGACGCACUCGCACCGCCACAGCAGCCGUUGCCCCAUGUGUGCCACGCGCCGAUGCGGUUCCCCAUCCUUGUGUCCGCCAACACGCACGACCUCACGCUGCACGUACUCCUCCACGCCAAGCACGUUACGUCGGCGAGGUGCUGGUCCCCAUGCAGGACCUCUUCGGCGUCGCCUGCGCGCGAGCACCAGCACCGGUCGGAAAGCGCGGGGGUGCUUCACAUCUCCUACAGCCUCACCGACGACGCGCCGUUGACGGUGAUGGACCACACGCGGUACACGCAGCAGCAGAGCGCAGUGGCUCCGUAUGGGUACGGCGCACCGUCCGCGACGCCGGCGAGGCACGACGACAGUGGCGGCGGAGGGAUGGGGCUCAUGGGCGCGGCAGUCGGCGGGAUGAUGCUGGGCAUCGGCGAGGGCGUCGGAGAUAUGCAUAAUCGCCGACUCAGAGAUGGGCAUGGACGGCUGCUGGCCUGCUGCUAAUCCGCAUGCAUGCAUACGCGGCUCGAUCGCAUGGAAAAUGUAUGUUGAUUUUUUUUCUCCGGAGUGUUUAUAAGAAUUUAAGGAAUGAGAUGAUCGAAACCUUUGCGCAGCCUGCCGGUCGAUCGAUUUCAUGGUGUCGUUCUAGGGUUUCUCUUCCCUAUAACAGCAGGGUGAAUUGCAUGCAAUAUAUCAAACAAAUUUACACACGUGAGCAUUUUAAUUAGUAGCAUGCAGUAUAAUUUAUAUUAUUGAGAAAUUAGUAGCUUGUAUUUUUUUAAGAGAUGCAUUACCAUUUGCCAACAAAUAAAGUAUUAGUUUAUUUUGUAUUA
Messenger RNA from Triticum urartu, 2402 nucleotides. Lineage: Eukaryota; Viridiplantae; Streptophyta; Magnoliopsida; Poales; Poaceae. The record is from RefSeq and is a predicted model, not a curated record.